CUGCCAGCUCUCAACAUGGCGCCGGCAGCGGCGCCGCGCCAGGCCCCAAGAUGGCGCCGGCCCGGCGCUGCCCUCACCCGCCAUGGCCGCCGCCGGCAGGGCAGCGCCGCGCGACUUCCGCUUCCCGCCCGCACCCAAGAUGGCGGCGGCGGCCGGGAAGCGCCGUGUGGCGAGCGGGCGGUGAAGCCGCUUCCGCCGCCGCGGCCCGUCCAGCAGUAAAAAUGGCGGAGUCGGUGCUGGAAGUCGUGGGCCGGCUGCAGUCGCGGCUCGCGGGCAGCUCCGAGCCCAAGAAGCUGCUGAAAAGUCUGAAGAGGCUCUCGGAGUUGCCCAUCACAGUUGACAUUCUCGUGGAGACAGGCGUGGGGAAGACAGUGAACGGCUUGCGGAAACACGAGCUGGUAGGAGACUUCGCAAAGAACCUCGUGGCCAGGUGGAAGAAGCUGGUGCCGGUCUCCCAGGAGGCAGACAGAAAUAACCUUGAUUCUGAAGACCGUGACUACGAGAGGAGCAGCUCAAGGAAAAAGCAACGAGAACCUUCCCCCAGAGAGGAUGAGGAGCAUGACCAGGACUAUUCAGAGCCUUUCCAGCCUUCCUGCAGCCAGUCCUAUAGCCCAGACCACAGGGAAAAGAAGUCCAAAAGGUAUUCUGGGCCUGAGAGGGCCCAUGAGACUUAUGACUAUAGCAGCCAAGAGGAUAAGGGAUGGAGCAGAUCUUCCCCAGCGCUCUCUUCAGAUCAAGAGUACUCAGACUAUGGACAAGCUGUGUCCCCUGAGCCAAGCGAGAGCCCUCAGGACAUGUACACAGACCCUUACGCCUCCGAGGAGCAGGAAGAACCUGCAGUAUUUCAUCAGAAAGCUGGUAAAGGCCACGGUUUUCAGGAGAAGCUUGGGGGAAGCCGAGAGAGGAACCCUGGUGAGUUCCACGACAAAGGGAAUGUGAGUCGGAACAAAGAGCACAAGGCUUCUCACAAAGAGAAGCAGCGACUUGACGGCAGAGUGGAGGACAGGACCUCUGCCUUCAGCCCAGAAAGGUCGCACAAGACUUCUUUUAAAGAGCACCUCCGAGAAAGCCCCGUGGCAGGAUGCAGCAAGGAGAAGCAGAGGAUGUCGGAUGGCACCAAGAAGGAGAAGAGCCGAGAAAGCAGCUCCUCCAGAAAGGAGAAGCUACACGUGCAGCCGCACUUGGAAGAGUCUCCGGACAACCACGUGAAGAAGCGAAAACAUCGGGACGCUGACAAAAGCAAAUUGGAAAAGUCCAAGCCAGGCCUGGAGACGUCGAGCAGAGAGCGGGAGAAACGGAAAGCUGAGAGUGACUCCUCAAACAGGGUUAAAGAGAAGGGGAUUUCUGGGAGCUUAAAAACUUCUGAGGGGAAGCACAAAGCCUCUGAGGUGGACAAAAAAUCUGUGGGCUUUUCCUCAAGUUUUGGGGAAGGGGAAGUGGAGGAUGAGUUUGAACAACCGACGAUGUCCUUUGAGUCAUACCUCAGUUACGACCAGCCCCAGAAAAAGAAAAAGAAAGUGGCCAAACCCUCCGUGCCAGCUGGGGAGAAAGACCAAGGGCACAGCAAACAGAAUGGAUCCAAAGCCAGUACCAAGAGCUCAAGCUCGAGUCGGAAGAGUCCAAGCCACAAACGGACGAGUGAGAAGAAGGCAGAGAAGAAACAGCCAGAGCCUCCUAAACCAAAUAGGAUACUCAUAGAUGUGGUGCCAACGUUGCCAGACAUCCCGCUGCCCCCGAUCCAGGCCAACUACCGCCCUCUUCCCUCAAUCGAGUCCAUUACCUGCUCCCAGACGAAAAGGAAAGCAGUGUCCUCGCCGGUCGAAGAGAGUGAGGCAGGCUUUACAGGUCGACGGUUGAAUUCAAAGAUGCAAGUGUAUUCGGGCUCCAAAACCGCCUACCUCCCAAAGAUGAUGACUUUGCACGAGCAGUGCAUCAGAGUCCUCAGUAACAACAUCGACUCAAUCUAUGAAGUGGGUGGUGUCCCUUUCUCAGUGCUGGAGCCUGUGUUGGAGAGAUGCACCCCAGAGCAACUGUAUCGCAUCGAGGAAUGCAAUCAUGUUCUAAUUGAGGAUACGGAUCAGCUGUGGCACAAUCACUGUCUCCGAGACUUCAAGAACGAGAAGCCAGAAGAAUUUGAGUCCUGGCGGGAGAUGUACCUCCGGCUUCACGACGCACGAGAGCAGCGGCUGCUCAUGUUAGCACGGAACAUCGGCUCAGCUCACGCCAACAAGCCCAAAGGUAGAGUGGCCAAAAUGGCCUUUGUGAACUCCGCAGUGAAGCCACCUCGGGACGUACGGAGACGACAGGAGAAGUUUGGAACUGGAGGGGCCCUUCUGCCGGAGAAGACCAAAAUAAAACCAGUCUUCUACACAUCUGGCAAAAGCCACGCUCGUGUGAGCGAGGAGCAGUCCUACGAUGGGCCCAGCACCAGCAGUGCCCAUUCUGUCCCAUCGUCAGGUAGCACCUUCUCCUCCUACGACCCCAGGAAACCACCAGUGAAGAAAAUUGCACCCAUGAUGGCAAAGACUAUCAAAGCUUUCAAAAAUAGAUUCUCUCGGAGAUAAGUUUGCAGCGCAGAGCUGGGAAAUUCCCUCUCGUGGGGAAGUGGCACUGAAGGGGAAGCAGGUACCCGAUCAGCCCAGGUCCCUUGAACUCUGCGGAGGCUGCAGCUGCUGGGAGAGGCUUCGAUCUGCACAAGAUGACAGCACAGUAUUUUAUCUUUUAUUCUUGUCCCUUCCUCUGUGUCAAGCCCGCUUCCCUUCUCCCUGACAUCCUGUUUCUGGCCUUGUCUUCUGUCAAAAGAAGGGUGUACAGAAUCUCCAGACAUGAGAAAAUGUGAAGUCUUGGCACCUGCUGAGAGUGGGAGAUCCAGAGACUAUUUACUAUUUAACCUCUUAAUAAAUUAUGAAAAGGUUUUAAUUAAUCCUCUGCCCCUCUAGCCCACCGGUACUAUUUAUGUUGCUCCCAGUAGUCUCCCCCCUCCCGUUGCAGUCCAAGGGCCAGCCUGUCUGACCAGCGGGCAGGAAUCCGGCCGGGUGGGCGCUGGUUGGCCCGGGGAGCCUUUCCCCGUGGCCUCGUACCUGCAGGGCCCGAGGUCCCACCUGGGCUCUCUGGGACAGGUGGCACUGGUGGCCCUUCUGCUCAUCGCUCCUUUGGCAAGCGCAUCAAGUCCCGAGGCUUUGCUCUCUAAUCGUAUAUCUUAAUAAACUCUUAGCUCUC
Cygnus atratus (black swan) is the source of this 3219-nucleotide messenger RNA. RefSeq names its product elongin A (gene ELOA). The transcript is spliced from 11 exons. The coding region runs from base 51 to 2564 and encodes 837 amino acids. Lineage: Eukaryota; Metazoa; Chordata; Aves; Anseriformes; Anatidae. Gene Ontology annotation, molecular function: protein binding. The record is from RefSeq and is a predicted model, not a curated record. Gene Ontology annotation, biological process: transcription elongation by RNA polymerase II. Gene Ontology annotation, cellular component: nucleus; elongin complex.